This is a messenger RNA of Adineta steineri, 465 nucleotides long. Lineage: Eukaryota; Metazoa; Rotifera; Eurotatoria; Adinetida; Adinetidae. The record is from the annotation of a GenBank genome assembly.
AUGACAAGAUCUGAAUUAUACGUCGCUUGUAGUCGUGCGACAAAAUCAAUUGGUUUGUAUUUAAAUGGCGAUUUUGUUCCACCGAAAUCACCUGAACCUAAAGAUGCAGUAGCGAUGAUGUUUAAAAAUAUGAGAUCUGAACGAAUGCUCAAAUUUUCACUUGAACUUCCUGAAGAAUCUCAAGAAGAAAGAUUUUUCGUGAUGUUUCAUAAUGUACAAUCGUUGAAUAAACAUAUUUUCGAUGUCAGAUCUGAUAAAACAUUUUUGUCUGCUUCUAUGAUAAGUCUUGUUGAAACAUGGACAAAACCAAGUGACUGUUUGGAGAUUGAAGGUUUCAAAAUAAUUUACAGACGUGAUUGUAAUGAUGUACGAAAACCAUUCGGUCAAAUUACUUAUUUGAAAAAUGAUUUAACAUAUGAAAAUAUCACCGAAAAAUAUGAAUAUUCAGGCAAAAAACCAUAUUGA